Messenger RNA from Entelurus aequoreus (snake pipefish), 1831 nucleotides. It is a transcript of the gene chmp1a, whose product is annotated as charged multivesicular body protein 1A. Gene Ontology annotation, biological process: late endosome to vacuole transport; endosome transport via multivesicular body sorting pathway; protein transport. The transcript has 8 exons. Gene Ontology annotation, cellular component: multivesicular body; ESCRT III complex. The record is from RefSeq and is a predicted model, not a curated record. Bases 162 to 827 code for a protein of 221 amino acids. NCBI's taxonomy places the organism in Eukaryota, Metazoa, Chordata, Actinopteri, Syngnathiformes, Syngnathidae.
UGCACAACGACGCUAUGACGAGCCCUCGAAGAAGUCAGCUGAUGACGUCACCACUGAACCAGGAAGUGCCAACGACAGUAAUCUAACCAAAACAAAUUAAGGCGAGAUCGCAGCUAAAUAAUAAUUGUCAUUUUAUCACCAAGAAACCAAUACGUCUCGACAUGGAUGCCUUUUUGCAUCGCCUCCAUUCAAUUCUCUACAAACCCUCCUUGAAAUGGAAAAGAUUCAAUCUUAGACAAACACUUUUCCAAUUAAAGUUUACCUCCAAGCAACUGGAGAGACUGGCCAAAAAGGCCGAGAAAGAAUCUGAGAAGGAGCAGGCCAAAGUCAAGAAGGCUCUGCAACAGAAAAAUGUGGAAGUUGCCCGAGUGUAUGCAGAGAAUGCAAUCAGGAAAAAGAAUGAAGGUCUGAACUGGCUGCGUAUGGCGUCUCGUGUCGAUGCGGUGGCUUCUAAAGUGCAGACGGCUGUCACCAUGAAAUCAGUGACUAAAAACAUGAGCCAGGUGACCAAGGCCCUGGACAAAGCUCUUCACUCUAUGGACCUCCAAAAGGUCUCUGUUGUCAUGGAUAAGUUUGAAAGCCAAGUCCAGAACCUGGACGUCCACACCUCGGUGAUGGAGGACUCCAUGAGCUCAGCAAUGACGCUGACCACGCCGCAGGAACAGGUGGAUGACUUGAUCCACCAGAUAGCAGAGCAGAACGGUCUGGAGGUGAUGGACCAGCUGGACAAGUUGCCCGCAGGAGCCACCUCAGUGGGUGCAGAGAGUUCCCGCGCCCAGGAGAAGGAAGACCAGCUUUCUAGACGGUUGGCCGCCCUGCGGAACUGAGAGGCAACAAACAAGACCAGCUUCUGGUGGUGGAAGAACUUUCUGUAUUUGUACUCAACCCUUCCUCACACACACACACACACACACACGCAAGGUCACCUGAGUUUACCUAUAAACCUCAGGUGUAUCCUCCUCCUUCGUUUCUGUAUGUCAUUUAAUCCUCCAUAUUGUUCCUUCUUUUCUAUACAAAAGGUUUUGUGCUCGCAACAUCCAAACUUGUUUUUCAACUCCUUUACAACAGCGUGAGUGUCCAAAGCGUGGAGAUGCACUUAAUGAGCUGAGCACGUCAAGGCUGGAAAGGUUUUUAAAGGGCGUGGUAAGAUGCUCUCCAGCCUUCACUCAAUAAUACACUUACUUGGUCAGCCAUAACCCAAACUAGUUAGCAUGUCCACAUGUGUUGCGUUUGGACACCACCCACUGGAGUUACUGCAUGUAAAUCUUGAUGAUAAAGGACAAGUUAUUAAUAUUGAUGCUGCACAAUCCUCGCUUAGAACACUCAGUUUUUUGACCAACAUUUACGCCUUCAUCCGUACUCGGAAUGCCUUUUAUUGGGCGACGCUCGCUCUUCUCCUGACAGUGCCUGAAGGAAAAGUGAUGAUGCUAAAACACACGUGAUGAUGCUAAAACACACGUGAUGAUGCGAAAAUACACACGUGAUGAAGCUAUGUGCUUCUUUCGGACAAAUUCUUAUUCAAAGUGUGUUGUAUGACAUCCCACAGGUCUAGCUUUUAUUUUCUAGAUGUGUAUAGAGCCUAAAUGCUGUCUUUAAGAGCAGCACAUAUUGAAAGACAUCAAAAGGAUUUACAAUACGCACAUUUUUCUUGUUGUUUGAACUACUGAGUCAUUUAAAAGCUUAUUUUCUUCUCUGGAGAAGCCAGGCCUUGACUUUCUUGUGCUUCAUUCAAAGCAAGGGAAAGUUUUUGCCCCUGACUGUUUACGCUGACAUCAGGACUUUGCUGCACUUUUAAUGAUGUUUUGGAAAUAAAACAUGAUCUUCAAACCUC